UAGCCAUCAUGCGCACCACUGGAACUAGUAACUGCGAAAGUCGGAUUAUUGGUACUCUGGGAGGAUGGAGAUUAGUGGAAAGCGUCCCAAAGAGCCGUACCUUCAUUCAAGUUGUUACCUGUCUUGUUUCUCUUGUGCUGUUUGGUGUUUUUCGUAUUCUACCUGUUGAUGACAACUCAAAUUGGUACCCGUCUGUGUUCAUUGAUAAGUACUUUGCCAAGCAAAAGGGGGAAAUAGAUAUGGUCAAACUAGUUAUCAAGAAAAGUGGGUUGGAUGUUUGAAUAGCUGAAAGCAUUGGAAGGAGAGGAGGCGAAGGAUUGACUGACCUCGGCUGGAGUGAAAAUCUCAACAUAUUAUCACCAGAUCGGAGAUAACAAUAACAAUCCUUACGUAUGUCGGCACUCCCAGUGUUACCUCCGUUGUAG
Messenger RNA from Aspergillus eucalypticola CBS 122712, 425 nucleotides. RefSeq lists its product as uncharacterized. Bases 9 to 281 code for a protein of 90 amino acids. Lineage: Eukaryota; Fungi; Ascomycota; Eurotiomycetes; Eurotiales; Aspergillaceae. The record is from RefSeq and is a predicted model, not a curated record. The transcript has a single exon.